Molecule: messenger RNA, 2679 nt
Organism: Durusdinium trenchii
Lineage: Eukaryota; Dinophyceae; Suessiales; Symbiodiniaceae
Source: the annotation of a GenBank genome assembly
AUGUUUGAAGGGUUUAGCGUGCCGCCCUUGACGGUCGACAGCGAGAGGAACGCCAUGUACAAGCAACUGCAGUGCAGGCCAGUUGCUGUACGUGACGUUCCUCUCGCUGACGAGGAGUUGGUCCUGGACGCCCUCGGCGACUUCUGCAGGCCCAAGCGGACACCGGUGGGUGAUCCUUCACAUGUUGCGGCAACGGCUUUCACCACGGCCUAUUUGGAGUGGGUACACGACAUGGAAGUUCAAGGCCGUAGACGUUUUGCUUGUCGUUGCGAGUACCCUUCGCUCUGGGAAACUUUGGAAGUGAGAGAACUUUUGGAAGAAAAGCUUCACCAGGCCAACGCCUUGCAGCUCGAAGAGGGGGGCACUGGUGACCCCCCUCGAGCUACCGUCGCUAUGUAUUCGUCUUUGCUUGCGCAGAGGCGCGUCGCCAAUUUGGAAGGCCUUGCCCGUGCUCGCCAGGCUCGCCCCAAGAAACGCCGGGAUACUGAUGCCUAUUUGCAGGAAGAAUUUGUUCAGCGAAUCCGAUGUCUCGGCGAGGGAGAAGAUGGUGAAGUGGACGCUGAACAUGUUAGUGACGAUGAUGACAUGCGUGGUGCUGCCCAGACUUGCACGGAAGUCUUUCAGCCGAUCACCUAUCGUGCUUCGACGGAAGAGUUGAAGAAGCUUUUGUUCUUUGAGUUCCAAGGUCGCAAAAAUCACUAUACCAAAGAAUUUUUGAAAGAGACCUGGAUGAAGAGAGAUGUUCUUGGUUCAGAGCUUGCAUCUUCCCCUGCGUGCGAUCGAGUACCACUCCCACCCAUGUGUCAGGAGGUUGGCAAUUUGAGCAGCGAUCAGCGGGCUGAUCUACUCGGUGGGAUUCGUGCCUCGCAAGGCAAGCAAGAUGACCCGAAGACGACAGAGGAAGAGACCAAGAGAGAAGACGUGGCUGCUGCCUUUGUGCGAAAGAUUUUGCCUCGACUGCCGGCAGAUUGUGCGCGGUUUCAAGAUCAGAAGUUGUAUGAGAAACCUUCUCACUUGGUUCUUGCAAUGAUGACAGCUUUGCCUGCUGAUCGACAGUUGAACGAAGACCAGACUUUAUUCAUGUUGCGUUUUGCUGAUGUUUUGGACAAGGUCUAUGACGAGGAGCAGCGCAAGCCGCCAGAAAACAGAGGCGUUUAUCAUAUACUGUUACUCGGUCAGGGUGGAGAAGAAGACAGUAUGAUGGUCGUAGCCGCCAAAAAUGCACAAGCAAUGAACAUUUCGACUGAUCAGGUCGCUGCCAAGACGCUGCAUGCUGCCAGUUGCAUGCGUGUACAAAGUCUUUCAAACGGCAACAUGACUGCAGGAACUGCCGAGAAACGUUUGAAGACUUUGUGGAACAGCAUCCGAGUCUUGAUCAUCGAGGAGAUCAGCAUGGUUUCGGCUAUGAUGUACAACAUGCUAGACUUUCGAGCUAUGUUGGGUCGUCGUGUGGCUUGGCAUGUCGAUCCCCAUACAUACUCCAAAGUCGGCUGUGCUUUUGGUCGCGUUCCUAUCGUGUUGCAUCUCGGUGACUUCUUUCAGCUUCGGCCUACCGCACAGUUGUCUUUGCUGGAUGACUUGGAUGCAAAGAAUGCCGAUGGCGAGCUCAAGUACGAGGCAGUGGCGCCUGAAGUACAGCACGCGCAAGAAGUGUUUGCAAACAUCCCCGAUGUUUUCGAGCUGCGAGGGACCAUGAGGUUCAAGUCUGGCGAUCCUUUGAUCGACCUACUGCAGUGCAUGCGACAGGGGAAGAAGUUGCCAACGCCUCUUUGGCGGAAAUUCCAAGACAAGUUUCGCUACGGAUUUUGCAUGUCCAUCUAUUGGAGUUCUUUGGCGCGCAUGUUGUCGCAUCGCGCUGUUCUCGAUGCUAAAGAGUUACAGGUUCCGUUGGUCAUGCUGCAAGCUGCCGAUGAAUGUUGUGACCUCAAACAAGACGCAGCUUUUCGCUUUCUGAACAUGACUAAUCCCAACAAGACAGGACACAUGCACGGCAUGUUUCCUUGUCAUAUCGGCAUGGACAUACGCUUUCUAGCAAAGCUCGACGGUGAUGCAGGUAUGGUCCAAGAUACCCAGGCUAAGAUCAUCGAUUUUGAGUUUCACAGUCUUGACAGAGAAGCUUACCGCCAAACCGCCCCUGGUGAAAUGUUUUAUCCUCGCUUUCUACCUUCCGGUUUGUGGGUCUCUGUAAAAGGGUAUUCAGGCUGCCCGGAUUGGGAAGCACUUCAAGAGAUGUGUCGUAAGCAUGUUCAGACAGAUGAAGAGGCUUGCAAGCUGGCGAAAAGUUUUUGGUUCUUACCCGCAGUUGAAGUGAAAGUCCUCUUUCCCAGCACGCAGAAGCACGAAGUUCGCCGUUGUGGUUUUCAAGUGACACAUGCCCAGUGUUUGACCAGCACUGCUUCGCAAGGCUUGACCCUGCGCACAGGCACGAUCGUUGAUUGUGCGCGCUUGCCCGAGUUAGAUGACGACAAUUGGUGGCUCCACUUGUAUGUCAUGUUCUCCAGAGUCACAUCUCUCGAUGAUCUACUUCUUUUGCGCCCACCUCCUCGCGAGAUUUUGGAACGGGGCCCUCCUGAGUCCAUUGUCGCUCGUGUGGCAGAAUUCCAAAAGAGAGCAGAACGAUGCCGAGAUGGCGCUCUGCGUCUACGUGAGCAAUGGGAUGUUCAUGUUGGACGCAGAUGA